This is a messenger RNA of Linum trigynum, 2152 nucleotides long. The record is from the annotation of a GenBank genome assembly. Lineage: Eukaryota; Viridiplantae; Streptophyta; Magnoliopsida; Malpighiales; Linaceae.
CGGGACCCACAUGAACACGCGCGUCUUAUUCAUGCCAGGUGCCUCAGGCCGUCGAGCACGGCACAAAUGGCGUUUCCCCUCUUCCUUCCUUCUCUCUUCUCCUCCUUCCCCACUUCCACCACCGCCGCCAUCUCCGCCGUGCCGCUGCGUCUAACCACCUCCUACAGCUCGCGUCGUAUCUAAUUCAUCAAACCUUAAAUUCCCUCCCAGCUCCAAUCCCAACAAAAAAGCCCGUCUCACGUGAUUCUUCUUGGUUUCCGCCCACGCGGCGCGCCUCUUCCAAUCGAUUCAAUUUUUCCGCGGCGGCGUUUGGGCUCACACAUGCAUGAUUUUCAAAUUCUGGAAGAGCGAUGGAUGAGGAGAAGCAGGGGAUCGGCGUAUCGGCGGUGAGGGCGAUGAGGCUAUCUUCGCGGUCGCCGGCCCUCGUUUUGACCGCCGCCCUGGCUGCGCUUCUCUGCUUCCAAAUCGCGACGAGAACCGUCUACCCGAUUUGGGCGGACCGGGCCCGGGAAUCCUUCGAAUCGGAUUUCCCGCCGGACGCCGGAAGCUGUUCUGGGUUCUACGGGAGGAUCCCGGCGAGGAAGGCGGUGAUGUCGAUUACGGAUUUCGGAGGGGUCGGUGAUGGGGAAACGUCCAAUACGGAAGCGUUUCGGAAAGCUGUUCGGCACAUGCAGCGGUUCGGGCUGGACGGCGGAUCGCAGCUGAAUGUGCCGGAAGGGAAGUGGCUCACCGGCAGCUUCAAUCUGACCAGUAAUUUCACAUUGUUUCUUGAAGAAGGCGCUGUGAUUCUGGGUUCUCAGGAUCCUAAGGAAUGGCCUAUAAUAGAGCCAUUGCCUUCGUAUGGAAGAGGGAGAGAGAGAUUGGGAGGGAGACAUAUUAGCCUUAUUCAUGGAGAUGGUCUCUCUGAUGUCGUUAUUACAGGACAAAAUGGAACAGUUGAUGGCCAGGGGAAGAUGUGGUGGGACUUAUGGUGGAACAGAACGUUGGAGCACACGAGAGGACACCUUGUGGAACUAAUGAACUCGCGCAACAUUCUCAUCUCCAACCUCACCUUCCGCAACUCUCCAUUUUGGACUGUACAUCCAAUUUACUGCAGUAAUGUUGUGAUCAGAAACAUGACAAUCUUGGCACCACUUAAUGCUCCAAAUACCGACGGAAUAGAUGCAGACUCCAGCACGAAUGUCUGUAUCGAGGAUUGCUACAUCGAGAGUGGGGAUGAUCUCGUUGCAGUGAAGAGCGGGUGGGACCAAUAUGGUAUCAAGAUGGCCCGCCCGAGCUCCAACAUUAUAGUAAGAAGAGUCUCCGGCACAACUCCCACUUGUUCGGGCAUCGGAAUAGGGAGCGAAAUGUCCGGGGGCAUUUCCAACGUCACGAUCGAGGACUUGCAUGUCUGGAACUCGGCAGCGGGCGUGAGGAUGAAAACAGACGUUGGCAGGGGAGGGUACAUCACCAAUAUAACCAUAAGAAACGUGAUCAUGGAGAGGGUGAAGGUACCGAUAAAGUUCAGCAAGGGAUCAAACGACCAUCCUGAUGAAGGAUGGGACCGGACUGCAAUUCCAAUCGUCAAGGGAGUCAGAAUCAUCGACGUGGUCAGUCUGAAUUCCACCAAAGCCCCACAGUUGCUGGGCAUUGAAAAUGCACCAUUUUCUGAGAUAUGCCUAAGGAAUGUAACCUUGCUAGGGCUGAAGGAGUCAUCAUCGUCUGCUGGUUCGUGGCAUUGUGAAUUCGUCUCCGGUUCUGCUCAGGACGUGUUUCCAUUGCCCUGUUCCGAGUUGCUGCAGAAAGAUGCCUCUUGGUGCUCGUAGUUCGGGUUUUACAGCUUUGGUUUUGCUUGGUUCUUUUUUCUGUUUGGUUUCUGAGUUUGAUAGAUGCACAUGAAGGAUGAGUAGGCACAUUUCGACACAUGAUUGAUUGCAGGAUUGUUAGAGUUUUAGAUAACACUAGACCAAAGGUAUAGUCGAGAGUUACAGAUAUGCCUGAGAUGUAUAGCGAUUUACAAAUUACAGGCAGUCUUGUUGUUACUGAUUUAGAUUGUAGUUUAUGAAAUUGAUACGAAAUUAUUUCAUUUCUGAGAUCGACAGAAGAUUGCAAAUUGUUAUAAAUAAGUAAUUAUAUUAUUCUAAAGUUGGAUGAAUAAGUCGUCUAAGGUGUG